Molecule: messenger RNA, 2355 nt
Organism: Fusarium keratoplasticum
Lineage: Eukaryota; Fungi; Ascomycota; Sordariomycetes; Hypocreales; Nectriaceae
Exons: 6
Coding region: 1-2355 (784 amino acids)
Biological process (GO): galactose metabolic process
Molecular function (GO): nucleic acid binding
Source: RefSeq, a predicted model, not a curated record
AUGGCCACGGCCCAAGUGUCUCCUGAUCUUCCAAAACCCUCGUUCGCCAAGGUUGCCGCCUCCGUAUCAAAAGAUUCCGCGCCUCCUGCGCUGCGACGGAUAGCCACACCGUCAAAAGAGCCCCCCAUGGCUUCGACAUUGCCGCCCACAUCUACCGCGCCCGUCAUUGUGAAUGGCCGAUCAGGCAAGGCACCAACUGGGAAGACGCCCUCGCCGCAGCCCCGAGUUACUACCAAUACGGUCGAGCAGAGGAGCGGUGUAGAUAACGUCGCGGGUUCCUUGAAUGACUUGAGCCUCAGAGAAAAGGCGCCCAGUCUUGUUGUCAACGGCAGCGGACCCCUAGCUCCUGAGCGACCGACGAUUGUGACUGGCAGGGACAGCGGAUCCGACGAUUCUCAAAGGGCCGACUCCAGCUCUGAGCUUGGCACCAAACCUCCGAGUCUGGACGGAAAGAGCAUCACCUCGGGAACAACCUUUGCACUCGACGAGAAAGAGUCUCUCAGGCCAGACGACAGCGCCAGCGUCAAGGCGGCCGCAGAAGACGACGAUGCGUUCUCCAUCCGCGGCUCUCUACUUGCCGGCUCACGCAUGGGAUCCGAGCUGGCUGCCAGGGCGCGAGGCAAUCCUCUUGGGGACAUCCCAGAGCGUAGGCAUCCCCAGCCUGCGCCAGGCGUCGUGGUUCAGGGUGUUUUGACCCCUCAGAGCUCGUCGUCCGAGCAGCCUCCCGGCGCCCCUCUCGGUGUCAGCGGCUCUUCAGAUGCCCUCAACGUCAUUUAUAGACAAGCGCCCGAUGAAAAACUUCUUGAAGCCAUGGCCUCGCCUAAGGAUCGGCUCUUCCUGCUACGAUUGGAGAAGCAAGUCAUCGAUUUUGUUCAGGAUUCCAAGGAACCCUAUAUGGACCUCCCGCCGUCCAACUCAUUCUGCAGGAUGCUAACCCACAAGCUGGCUGAUUAUUACCAUAUGACGCAUUCCUUUGAGCCUCAUGUUGGAUCUGUGCGGAUUUUCAGAACACCUUUUUGUCGAGUUCCUACGUCACUGGCGCUCAUCAAUCCGAACCCCAACACGUCCAGCAGCAGCACUCCACCACCGGCCGUGCUACCCAGAAAGAUCAUGCGGCGCGGUCAGGAUAGUGAGGGCGGCCCAAGUGCUAGUCCCUCUAAGCCAACCUCUGAGACUGGCAGUGACUCCAAGGAUAAGCCAGCAGCUGCCAAUCAAAAGUUGACAAGAGAAGAGCGCGAGGAGCUCUACAAGCUAGCUCGAGAACGCAUUUUCGGUAGUUCAGAGGAGAAUGUCACAGAAAACGAUGGCGAUAACGGAGUGUCAAGGGCCAGCUCCAUGUCCGCCAAAGACAAGUCGAAUCUAGGCAAGAGAGGCAAAACCGGCAAGCAGCGACGUGACGAUUCCGACAGCUUCGACUCAAGGAAUCAGUACACAGCUUACUGGGGCCCUCAGCAACAGACUUGGGUACCGCAACCUCAGUACAUGACGCCGCCCAACCCUCAAUAUGGUGCCCAAGGACCGCCACCCGCGCCGUAUCAAGGCCAGAUGGGUCCCGUCUAUGCUCAGCAGGGCCCUGGGUAUCCCGCGAUGCCGGGUAUGGUGCCUAACCAGCCCUAUCCUCCAUAUGCUAUGCCUCCGUAUGCUCCUCAGGCCAACCAGCCACGCUACCCAUCUAAUGGAAGUCCUAUGACCGCGUACGGUGCUCCUGUGCCCCCGACUGGACCACAGCAACCCGCCUGGCAGCCUGGGUUUGCUCCCCCCGCCCAGUAUCAACCCCAACCUAGGGGACCUGCCCCAGGCGGGCCUCAAGGACACAUGGGGAUCCCGUAUGCGUUUGGUCAGCUUCCGGCAAACGCCAACCCCAACGACCCCAAGAGCCAGCACCCAAUCCCAGGUAGCUACAACCGCAACCACGCCUUCAACCCAAAGACGCAGUCGUUUGUCCCCGGAGGCGGCAUGGCUCCCGUUCCGCCUCCACAGCCACCAUUCACUGCUCCUGGAUCACAUCAUGGCAGCCCUCAGGUCGGAUCGCCUCACCUUGCAUACCCUGGCGGCUAUCAACAGCCAAUGCCCCAGCCAUAUGGAGGCGGGUAUGGCAUGGUGAGGCAGGGGUCCAGCAGCUCUAUGCCAGCAUAUCACUCUCCGCAUGUGGCCCAUGUUCAGCAUGCACCUCCACUACCCCCCAUGCCACAGAACCCGCAACAUAUGGCUCCUCCCCAGCCCCUCCCUCACAACCCUCCGGCACAUAUCCCUAACCGACCCAACAUGACACAGGGGCCGAAUCAGGCCUUUUCACAUCUGCCGACGUACGGCAACCCGGCGACUCUACCUCAGAAGCCAGCCACUGGAAUUUGA